This is a messenger RNA of Cantharellus anzutake, 1590 nucleotides long. RefSeq names its product pyruvate kinase. Gene Ontology annotation, molecular function: potassium ion binding; pyruvate kinase activity; magnesium ion binding. Gene Ontology annotation, cellular component: cytoplasm. NCBI's taxonomy places the organism in Eukaryota, Fungi, Basidiomycota, Agaricomycetes, Cantharellales, Hydnaceae. The coding region runs from base 1 to 1590 and encodes 529 amino acids. The record is from RefSeq and is a predicted model, not a curated record. The transcript is spliced from 15 exons. Gene Ontology annotation, biological process: glycolytic process.
AUGGUUGACAUUGAAAGCUCGCGUUUGGCAUGGUUAUCGACGUUGCGAAGUGGCGCUGAUCCAUCUGAAGAUACCAAGUUCAAGCGCAAGACUGCGAUCAUCGCUACAAUCGGCCCCAAGGUGAACAAUGUCCAGUCUCUGUCACAACUUAGGCGAGCCGGCAUGAAUAUCGUGCGAAUGAAUUUUUCCCACGGCUCUUACGAGUAUCAUCAAUCCGUCAUUGAUAACGCGCGGAAAGUGGUUGAGAGCGAAAGCGGGCGGCCUUUGGCAAUUGCCCUUGAUACCAAAGGACCAGAAAUAAGAACGGGGUUGAUGCGCCCAGGUCUUGAAGACGCUAAGAUCGAAGGUGGGCACGAAUUUAUCGUCACCACGGACCCUCAAUACGCCGAGCUCUGCGACGACAAGAUUCUUUAUGUGGAUUAUCCCAACAUUACGAAGGUGACCGCUCCCGGGAAGCUCAUCUUUGUCGAUGAUGGCAUUCUUUCGCUAUUGGUCUUGUCUAUCGAGGGUAAGAAUAUCAGAGUUCGAGCCGUCAACAGCGGUUCGUUCUCUUCUCGUAAGGGGGUCAACCUGCCCAAGACGAACGUCGAUCUUCCUGCUCUUAGUGAAAAGGAUAAGAAGGACCUGAAGUUCGGCGUCAAGAACGGCGUGGAUAUGAUCUUUGCCUCGUUUAUCCGCCGCGCUCAGGACGUCAUUGACAUUCGUGAAGUCCUUGGACCAGACGGAGCCUCUAUCAAGGUCAUCGUAAAAAUCGAAAACGAGCAGGGAGUGGCAAAUUUCGAUGAGAUUCUUGCCGCCGCAGAUGGUGUGAUGGUUGCCCGUGGUGACCUUGGUAUCGAGAUACCAGCCAGUCAAGUGUUCCUGGCACAGAAAAUGAUGAUUUCAAAGUGUAAUAUUGCCGGAAAGCCUGCCAUUUGUGCUACUCAGAUGCUGGAGUCGAUGACUUACAACCCUCGUCCUACUCGUGCAGAAGUAAGCGACGUCGCCAAUGCCGUCCUUGAUGGUGCGGAUUGUGUCAUGCUUUCUGGAGAGACAGCCAAGGGCCAGUACCCAAUCCAGUCCGUCCUCAUGAUGGCGGAGACAUGCUACCUCGCUGAGUCUGCGAUUUGUUAUCCUCCGCUCUUUAACGAGCUUCGUGCUCUUGCCAAGCGCCCCACCGAGACUGCUGAAACGGUCGCAAUUUCUGCUGUUGCUGCUGCGGUGGAGCAGAAAGCAGCCGCUAUCUUGGUCCUCUCGACGAGUGGCAACUCCGCUCGCUUGAUCUCCAAGUAUCGACCCGCCGUCCCAAUCAUUACUGUCACUCGUAACCAGCAGACUGCCCGCCAAAUGCACCUUCAUCGAGCCUGCUAUCCCUUCUGGUAUCCUGAGCCAAGAGGUGUUCCGGAUACCCUGUGGCAGCGCGAUGUGGACAAUCGUAUUCGCUUUGGUCUCCGGUGUGCGUUGGAGUUGAAGGUUCUCACACCUGGCAGUGCUGUUAUCGCCGUCCAAGGUUGGAAGGGUGGGUUCGGCCACACAAAUACCCUUCGCAUCCUAACAGUGCCCACGGACCCCGCUGAUUUGGAGGGGCUUCCCAUCGUUGCUUCUGAGUGA